This is a messenger RNA of Magnolia sinica, 948 nucleotides long. RefSeq lists its product as uncharacterized. Bases 1 to 948 code for a protein of 315 amino acids. The record is from RefSeq and is a predicted model, not a curated record. The transcript is spliced from 2 exons. Lineage: Eukaryota; Viridiplantae; Streptophyta; Magnoliopsida; Magnoliales; Magnoliaceae.
AUGACGGAAGAGGACGAGCCACUGUUCAUCGACAACAUCAUGAGCUCGACCCUCCCCCCGUGGUUUCGGAUGCCAACUGUCACCCCAUAUACCGACUCUGGGGACCCCACAAGGCAUUUGAAAUCUUUCAGGGCAUGGAUGGAGCUCCAGUCGACAUUCAAGCCGAUCAUAUGUUGCACUUUCUACCUAACCUUAGCAGGGGCUAUGCGGAGCUGGUAUAGGCAGUUGAAGCCGAAGUUGAUUAAUUCUUUUUCUGACCUCAGCAAGGCAUUCCUAAUGCAAUUCAUUUUCGGGAAAGAACGGAGAAAAUCAUCCACUCACCUACUCACUAUUAAGCAGAAAGAAGGUGAAGCGCUGAAGGAUUACAUUAUACGGUUCAAUGAAGAGGCAGUGCAGGUGAACGACUACUCAGACAAAAUAGCCUUGACCGUCAUGAUAGUCGGACUCAGGGAAGGAAGUUCUCAGAAAGCUACUCAAGACGUUAAGAACUCAACUAAGGACAAGAAGCGGAAAGAGGAAGCCCCAUCCCAAGCACCCUCCAACAAAAGGAGAAAGGACGAGAAGCCAGUGAGAGGUCAACGACCAAGCAUACGACCUAAGAGUAGAUUCAACUCAUAUACCCCUAUCUUGGAAGUUCGGGAUAAACGAUUGAUGAAAUGGCCAAAUCAGAUAAAGACCGAUGUAGACAAGCAGGAUAAGCAAAAGUAUUGUCACUUUAACUGUGACCACAACCAUUCCACCAGUGACUAUUUUGACCUCAAAGAAGAGAUCAAGGCUCUUAUUCAUAGUGGGCACUUGCGGGAAUACGUCAAAGAAGAACGAUCAGGUCGGAAGGAUGAGAAUCCCAUCAGAACAAUCAAAAACAACCCCACUGGUGAAAUACGUAUUAUUUUUGGCAGGCUUGCGGGAGGUGGUGAUUCAAACCAGGUCCAAAAGGCCCAUGCUUAG